This is a messenger RNA of Suillus clintonianus, 792 nucleotides long. RefSeq lists its product as uncharacterized. The transcript is spliced from 8 exons. The coding region runs from base 1 to 792 and encodes 263 amino acids. The record is from RefSeq and is a predicted model, not a curated record. NCBI's taxonomy places the organism in Eukaryota, Fungi, Basidiomycota, Agaricomycetes, Boletales, Suillaceae.
AUGACCGAGGCUGUACUUUCAACCCAAGGGGAUAGCUCUGAGAGCAGUUCCUCAAGUAUGAGCGAGGGGAACAGUGAAGAAGGAAGUGAUGCGCUGAAGACAGAAUGGCUGUGUACGCGAGGAGAUGCGGAGAUGCGAGAAUGCGCGGAGAUGCGAGUAUAUAACAGAGUCCGUAAGAAACCGGAACCGUAUAAGCAGGCGCAUAUGUACGCGAAGUCGGAGGGAGAUAAUAUUGAGGACGGACGGAUGCAGACAGGACAUGGACGGAUAGUGCGUUGCGAUGCGAUGAGUGCAUGGAUUCCGCAACCUCGUGUGAUGGUCCGCAACGGCCUGUGGAAGGUUCCCGCGCCCUCCAAGAGGUUAACCGAUGCUUCUAAUUCCGCAACACCUGAGCUGAGUGCUCACCUUGAAGCCAUUGCCCUCAAGCGAGCUGAGGAUGCCAAACGAUUGGCAGAGGAUACCACCACAGCACCAGAUACUUCGAGUUCCCACUUUGUCACUCCUGCCAAGAGAUCUCAGAAUACUGACUCUUCCAGUAGUGGGGAUGAUACAGAUUGUUCAGCCGCUCCAAAACCACCAAAAAAAAAGUCGCAUAGCAGUCAAUCUGUGAUCAUCAGUUCCGACUCAGAAGAGAGCCGUGCUGCACCUGCCACGGCGAAGAAAAAUAAAGCUCCAGAUCCUGUCAACGAUGAUGGAUUUCUUGCAGAUAUCAACAUUGUGAGCCUCUCUCAUGACGAGAUCAAGCAAAAGCCUGAGAAGAAAGGACCUGUCAACGUGCCGUCGACACCUUGA